CCUAUCCCUAUCCGUCUGGAAGAAGACCUACCCAUAUGGCAAGCUGUACUGCAUGGCCGUCCACCACCAUCUUCUUCACUCUAAAAUCAACACCUGAGACCACCGCACGGGGCCGGGGCCGGGGCCGGGGCCGGGGCCGGGGCCGGGUUCAGGUCGGGGUCGGAGCCGCCGCCGCCGCCGGGCGCCCUCAGGGCCCCUCGCGCCGUCCCGGCCCCGGCGGAGCAGCUGCCGCGGCCCCGCCCCUGAGGCGGUGGCUGGUGCCGGGCGGGGCGGGAGCGGGCCCGGCUGGAGCCUCUGCGCCAGGGGAGCCUCCGGCUGGCGGCGGAGGAGGCUCGGCCAUGGCCGAGUACCAGAUCUCGGUGGAGGAGCUGAACGACCUCCUGGCCAACGGCAGCGGCUGCUACAGCCUGCCCAGCGCGCACAGCAACGAGGUGGUGCCGCGCAUCCACGUGGGGAACGCGUUCAUAGCCAAGAACAUCAUGAGGCUGCAGCGUCUGGGGAUAACCCACGUUCUGAAUGCAGCAGAGGGGAAAUCAUUCAUGCACGUGAACACUAAUGCAGAGUUCUAUGAAGGCACAGGCAUCAGAUACCAUGGCAUUAAAGCCAACGACACACAGGAAUUUAACCUCAGUCGCUAUUUUGAGGAGGCAGCUGAUUUUAUUGAGAAAGCACUUGCCCAGAAGGAUGGCCAGGUGUUCGUGCACUGCCGGGAGGGUUACAGCCGCUCCCCCACGCUGGUCAUCGCCUACCUCAUGCUCCGGCAGAACAUGGACGUCAAGACUGCCCUUUGCACCGUCCGGCAGAAGCGGGAGAUCGGCCCCAACGACGGCUUCCUCAGGCAGCUCUGCCAGCUCAACGAGCGGCUGGUGAAGGAGGGCAAACUGAAGCCCUAGGACGGGGAGAGAGCCGUAGUACUUUUUUUUUUUAAAGUUUCUCAGACCUUUAGAGGACAUCUUAGGUGCUUUAGAGAGCCCCCCCAAACCCCAACCAGCCAGAAUUCCUGCUCGUCCGGUGAAAGUAUCGUUCUUGAACUCUGGGACUGCCUCUCGAGGUGGCACCAAAUUGUGUCACCGUUUGGAGCUGUUGCAAUAAAGAGGUGUUUUUAGAGGGAUAGCUGUUAUCACUGGAGUUAUCUUCACGUGUAUGUCAGAGCCCCUGAAGACUCCACAGCAUAUGUGGUUUGCAUUGACACUGAGUGUGAUUCAUUCAAGCUUUGUCUUGUGUCUCACCAGAGCACGAGUUUCUGAAAGCCCCAACACGUCUCUUCACUCACUCUUUAAAACAAGCACUGUAAUUUCUAAAGCUUCUUUUUCGUGCACAGAGGUGCCUGAUGUUUGAAUGUAGGAGCUGAAAGGAAUGGAGAAGUGUAUAUAUUUAUGCACAGAUGCACUGGUUUGUAAAAUGAAGUGUGUGCAGUGUUUAGUGUGGAUUUAUGCAAUACACAGUGUGUGACAGUAAAGCCAUUCAGAGCCCAUUCUUGAUGCACACUGUAUUUCCAAGAAUAGUUGUACCUCUUGCUGUUGUGAUUGACACGAAAUAGUGUGUUAUUAAAUGCCCUUUUAUUUUUGUUUUGAAGUCAUACUAGAAAAAAAUGUCAACAGCAAAUGCUGAGGAAAAGACUUGAGCAAGGAAGAAAAAAUGUUUGUAUUUAGAAGUGCUUGUACUGGAUGUAUGAUAAAGUCCUAAGUAUCAGAAUGUGAUGGCUUUCAAAGUGUCUUUAUUCCUUAUUUACUGUCACUGUUUAUCAACAUAGAAUAGAAUGAGCACACAUACUUCCAGCAGGGCAGCACAGGUGUGCUUUCAAAGCAGUUUGCAGAAGUAUACUCUUGACUUCUUAGAUUGCUUGCAUGGUGUCAUUAAACAGAAAUGAGAAUUGUAACCUACCACACUGUAUAGGAAAUAUUUACUUCCUAUUAAAAUAAAUGAUGUCUGGAUUCUGUUUGGCAUACA
Molecule: messenger RNA, 1950 nt
Organism: Lepidothrix coronata (blue-crowned manakin)
Lineage: Eukaryota; Metazoa; Chordata; Aves; Passeriformes; Pipridae
Gene: DUSP3
Product: dual specificity phosphatase 3
Exons: 4
Coding region: 36-893 (285 amino acids)
Biological process (GO): negative regulation of MAPK cascade; protein dephosphorylation
Cellular component (GO): cytoplasm
Molecular function (GO): MAP kinase phosphatase activity; protein tyrosine/serine/threonine phosphatase activity
Source: RefSeq, a predicted model, not a curated record